Messenger RNA from Cuscuta europaea, 592 nucleotides. The record is from the annotation of a GenBank genome assembly. NCBI's taxonomy places the organism in Eukaryota, Viridiplantae, Streptophyta, Magnoliopsida, Solanales, Convolvulaceae.
GGUCCUAUCCCACACAAAUCAUUGUGUUGGUUGAAAAGGACCUCUCCCCUACCCUCUCUUCAAUCCAUUCGGCCAGCACAAGGGAGAUAAGGUCCAGGGAAAAGGCUCUCAAAGUUAUGGAGCUGAAGAAACCAAGAGGAGAGAAGGAUCCAAGAAGAAAAGCUAGAAGAAGAGGGAGGGUUGGCCAAUCGAUAGGAGUCGAAACCGCCGGAAACCGCCACUUCAAAGGAGCUAGUCGUAGUUGCAGACCACGAAAGCCGCCCGGCUUUCGUGAAAGCCGCCCGGCUUUUGCCCGGCAGUUCAGUUCUACACCUUCAAUCGGCCUAGAACGGGGAUUGAUCGAGGGGCUUAGCAAAUGCAACUAUUUCAGCACUUCAUAAGUUUCAGGUAGGACUUGAAGGUUGCUACCGGUGCCCGUUGCUCGGGAUAUUCAGAGGAGAAGACGUGGUUCGUGCUUCUUCUGUUUCAUGUUUUCAAAACAAUUAUAACAAUGCUCAUGGAUAUUAUUUUGAAUAACUAUUUGGGGGCUUGCAUGCCCAUGUUUGCCAAAGUGUGGCUAGGACACUUUUAUUAAAUGCUUCCGCUGUUUUUA